This is a messenger RNA of Rasamsonia emersonii CBS 393.64, 969 nucleotides long. RefSeq lists its product as uncharacterized. Lineage: Eukaryota; Fungi; Ascomycota; Eurotiomycetes; Eurotiales; Trichocomaceae. The transcript has 4 exons. The coding region runs from base 1 to 969 and encodes 322 amino acids. The record is from RefSeq and is a predicted model, not a curated record.
AUGAUUCUCCUUCUCAGCGAGCUGGGCUUUCCGCUGCUCUACCUCUUCGCGAGCCCGGAUCGCCUGGACUUCUCUGGCGAACCAGUUGAUCGACCACCACAAGGCGGCACACAGGAACGACAGCACGACGAAGUGGAUGCUGUACGUGGCGAGCAGGAGCAGGAAGAGCAGGACCUGCAGCGCGGCGAACGUGGCGUUGGUCGCCACGAGGAGGGACGGGGUCGGGCCGGGAGCGAAGAUGCUGGACCACAGGUCCUCCACAAACGAGGUCGCCAUGCUGCAGCGAGUAAACAACGUCAGCACGCUCGUCCUCGUCGUCGGAAACUGGUUUCCGAGACGGGGGGGCGACCUACGAUCAAUCACAGCGAAAACAACGACGCGAGUCGCGCUGAUGACGACAAGAUAAGGUCCAGAGAGCCACGGCAACGCCCCGGCAAGCACGAGAAGCAAGCAGAGGCCGACCCGGGCAGAGGGAAAGGUGUGACAGGAUGGCGUCGGCAAUUGAGAUGGAACGGGAUGGAUCAGAAAAGCGCCUCAGUGGAGCAUGGAGCACCACUCCCCCAGCACGUAGCGCGCUUCCGGCCUGAUCUAGGAUCAAUCCAGGCAACGGGCGGAAAUGCACCCCGUGGGGAAAAUUCUACGGGCCUGGAGAAGCUUGCUGCGGCUCUCACGCCCAGCAGCCCUGCUGAGAAUUCUCCCGCCGAGGCUGCGGGUGGCUGUUGCUUGACUGUAGACAAGACCAGGCCCGACGUCAUCGCUGGUGAGCGUGGCCUUGGCGCUGCCGUUCAUCCAGGAGCGCAUGCUCUGCCCUCGCAGACCCAAGGCUUUGCACAAAAAAAGUUUUUUUUUCUCGCCAAACCUCCGCAAUUGGCAAUUGCUGCCACGGGAGCAGGUCUCCGAGCCGCUCUUUUGUGCCAGAUCGAAGCAACGGCGCUGGCUGCGCCUAUUUUGCUUUUUGCCCCCUGUUGA